AUGGUACUUUUUUUAAAAAGGAAAAGCAUAACACUGGUGGGGAGGUCUUAUGAUAUAACAUCUGAUAUUUUUAAUUCAGCUCCUGACUAUUCUAAAAAUGCGCAUAAUGCCAUAAUAUCGUGCAAAAACGCACAUAGGAAGCCGCAAAACGAUGAAUUUAAAGCGCAACAUGAAUUCGACACUGCCAUAAAAAUUCUACACAGACUGCUCUAUCAGAAGUAUCGGAUGAAAAAUCACAUUCUCGGCAAGCUCAUGGCGUUCUUACCGUCCAUCAAGAUCCAAGAGUGCUUCUAUAACAAGACCCUAAAGGGGGAAAAACGUGCAUUAUUCAUAAAAAGCAUUCCACAAUGGAUAGUAGUCAUAACGAUAACGUCUUACUAA
Molecule: messenger RNA, 381 nt
Organism: Phytomonas sp. EM1
Lineage: Eukaryota; Euglenozoa; Kinetoplastea; Trypanosomatida; Trypanosomatidae
Source: the annotation of a GenBank genome assembly